GGAGGCAAUAUCAGAGCUUAGAUCUGAAGACGCAGAAGUUGAGGAUCUUGGGCUUCACAAGAGUGCGCUCGUAUUUCUCCAGCAGCUGCAGGCAAGAAAUCUUGACACCAAACUGGCGAAGCUGGGGCAAGCAAGCGAAAAGCCGCCCACAGAAAGAAUAUGGGACAUUGCCCGACUGAAUAUACAGCAUUUGAUCUCCGCGAUUCCAAGGACUGUCGUGGAGCAAGAUGGGCAGCAGGAGGGUGAUGUACAAAACGACCUUUUGCAGGGAGCCGCUGUCUUCCCUGAGCAAAAGAGGUCUGAGUCCAAGGGACAGGGGCCGCAAGUUGUGGUUGAGGCAUGGAGCCCAAGGAGGCAAGUUAAUGUCGACAUGUCGAUGAAUGCGGAUAAUUUUCUGUGGAGGACAACGACAAAGGAAAUGAACUCUCCAAGAAUAUUGCAAGGGGCAACUGAGUCCAAAGAACGCAUAGAAAAUAAUGAGGGAGCUGGUGGGGUGAUGGAAGAAUCCGUGCACGAGGCGCCGAUCGAUGCAUCGGAGACGGCUGCACAGGAAGGGGCCAGUGUCAACACUCUGGUGAAUUUAGAAGAACACAACGAAGAGACCACAUCCGAACAACAUGUGGACGAGGCGCCAGGGGCCUGUGUUCAAGAAGGUGCCAUGGAUGGGAGGAGUUCCGAAACUGAGAUGAAGAGCAAGCUAUCGGGUGAAAAUCAUGGGACGUUGUGCCUGCCCAAAGUUGGGGACAUCCAGAAGCUGGAUGCUCCCCCUGGGGAUCUUGCCGCACCCGGAGAUCCCCUGCAAGUGGUCUUGAGAAACGAAUUGCGGAUAUGUCAGGAUGUGUUGGACCGCGUGCACACCGACAUGAGGCGAGUCCUGGACGCAAUCGACGGGCAUGGGGCGCUUGACGAAGACACCUUCAAACUGAUGACUGAACUGUCUCGAUGGGAGCUCCCUUGGAGAGACUGCAGCGGGCCGCUGGAUUGCGAAUGUAUGGACAACUGGGUCCAGGACCUUGUCAACCAAGCGUUUUUCCUGAAGGGAUGCGUCGGGCGGGGUCUUCCCAGAAUCGUGCCCAUCGGGCUCCUGUUCCAACCGGAGGCGUACCUUCACGCAGUCAGGCAGGAGUUUUCCAUGAUGGCGGGCGUCCCAAUGAGCUGUGUCCACUUCGAAUGCGAGGUCCUCGAGGGGGACGGGCUUGACGUGCCAGUGGAGGAAGGCAGUGUCGAGGGUGAUCAGGGGGCAUCCUGGGACAAGCCCAUCGCGCCUUUAAGGACAAGCGACUGUGGAUUGUGUGUGUCUGGGAUCGUCAUUCAAGGUAAAACGCGGCCAGAAGCGCAUUGCAAUGCACGGAAUCUAUCGUAG
Molecule: messenger RNA, 1363 nt
Organism: Ostreobium quekettii
Lineage: Eukaryota; Viridiplantae; Chlorophyta; Ulvophyceae; Bryopsidales; Ostreobiaceae
Source: the annotation of a GenBank genome assembly